Nelumbo nucifera (sacred lotus) is the source of this 1484-nucleotide messenger RNA. Lineage: Eukaryota; Viridiplantae; Streptophyta; Magnoliopsida; Proteales; Nelumbonaceae. The record is from RefSeq and is a predicted model, not a curated record.
AAAAGUCUUUAUUCCAUCUGGGGUUCUAAUUCCCUCGCGAGGUUGCCUCUGGCCUCUCAGUCGAUCCUCUUCAGGUAACCCAAUUCUAUAUGAUUUUCGUCAGAUCUCGCCAGGUUUUCUUUAUUUCCAUUUCCAUCAGAUGUUAUAGUCUCCGACUCCCAUUCUCUUUUCCUUUUCUAUUUUUAUUCUUUGGCCGAAGAAAUCAACAGAAAAGAUCGACUCAAAUGGCUGCCGGCCGAGCUAUUCAGCACUUUCUGAGGAGGAAGCUCCAGCCGCAAUAUAAUAAGCCCUUUAAUUGAUUGUUGUAUCGGAAACGGCCAUAACGAUUUAUUCUUUUCGUUUUAUAACGGCAUCAACAGAUUCGGUCCCGCCAGUAUUAUCUUCUUUCAUUCUAAAGCAGGAUCAAGAUCGAGUUGGAUCUGCUGGCAUGAAGUCCCUUAGGGCAAUAGCACUCAUUGGAGCUGGUGCUUCUGGGCUUCUGAGUUUUGCAACAAUAGCAUCUUCUGAUGAGGCAGAGCAUGGCUUAGAAUGUCCAAGCUACCCCUGGCCCCACAAAGGCAUUCUAAGUUCAUAUGAUCAUGCAUCGAUUCGCCGUGGUCAUCAGGUUUACCAACAAGUUUGUGCAUCCUGCCAUUCAAUGUCUCUAGUUUCAUACCGUGAUCUUGUUGGAGUGGCAUAUACUGAAGAGGAGACAAAGGCUAUGGCUGCAGAGAUUGAGGUGGUUGAUGGGCCUAAUGAUGAGGGUGAGCUGUUCACCCGCCCUGGUAAGCUGAGUGAUCGUUUUCCUCAGCCAUAUGCAAAUGAACAAGCAGCAAGGUUUGCUAAUGGAGGGGCGUAUCCUCCAGACCUAAGCCUUAUAACCAAGGCUCGGCACAAUGGUCAGAACUAUGUAUUUGCUCUUCUAACUGGUUAUCGUGACCCUCCCGCUGGUAUUUCGAUUAGAGAAGGGCUGCACUACAAUCCCUACUUUCCUGGUGGAGCAAUAGCUAUGCCCAAAAUGCUUAUUGAUGGAGCUGUGGAGUAUGAAGAUGGUACUCCUGCAACAGAAUCUCAGAUGGGAAAAGAUGUUGUGACAUUUUUGUCAUGGGCAGCGGAACCAGAAAUGGAAGAGAGGAAACUGAUGGGAUUCAAAUGGAUAUUUGUAUUGUCACUUGCACUUCUCCAAGCUGCCUAUUACCGGCGCUUGAGGUGGUCCGUCUGGAAGUCACGCAAAUUGAUCGUUGAUGUUGUGAAUUGAUCCUCCUCCAUCCUUUCUUGUACUGGGUAGCAAGUGUCAACUAACAACACUUGUUCUCAUGCUGUUUGAAUUUCGGAGGACAUGAACUGUCAAUAAUGUGUGUUGAGGAUCUAAUUUUGCUCUACUUUAGUCCCCAUUUUAGCUAUUCAUUGAGAGAAAUAAGCCCUACUUCAUACUUUAGUUGUUACAUUAUUUUUCAUUUUCCCUCCAAUUUAUGAAUUUUGGUUAAAUUUUGUGCUACCUCUCA